Molecule: messenger RNA, 1365 nt
Organism: Micromonas commoda
Lineage: Eukaryota; Viridiplantae; Chlorophyta; Mamiellophyceae; Mamiellales; Mamiellaceae
Exons: 1
Molecular function (GO): RNA binding; methyltransferase activity
Source: RefSeq, a predicted model, not a curated record
CUCGCCAAGGGCAAAGCCAACCUCUUUCUCGACGGCAAUCCCAUCGUCUACGGCGGAGCCGUCGACGCCAUCGCCAACGGCAAAAGCGACGCGCCCCCGCGAACGGGCGAUCCCAUCAUCGUCGCCGACCACGAGGGUAAGGCGUUGGCGUGGGGGGUGUACAACGACACGAGCCAGUACGUCGUCAGGAUCCUGCGCAUGGCGUGGGAGUGCGAGCUGGCGCCCCACCCGGGCGGCGUUAGUUCGAGCGCAUCAAAUGUCGCCGUCAAAUGCGACGUCGAGGAGGUGAUUCGCGAUAAGAUUAACGUCGCGGCGCGCAUGCGUUCGGACUGCGGCGUCGCCGUCGGGAACGCGAACGGCCCGACGACGGUGUACAGGCUGGUCAACUCGGAGGGCGACGGUCUGAGCGGCGUGUGCGUCGACGUGUACGACUGCGGCGGCGGGGAAGGCGGCGGGAAGGUUGCCGUCGCGGCGGUGUCUGCGGCUUGGGCGCACAUGCGACGCGACGCCGUGGUCAAGGCGCUGGGCGAGUGCGCCGGGAUCGACCGCGUGUUGUGGAGGACGGACGCGCGCAUGCUCAAGCUGGAGGGAAUCUUCGAUGAAUCGCGAUCCGAGGAGACGGACGACGGGCCAAUUGGAUCCGGCCAAUCGGAUGCCGCCAGGUGUUACGACGCCAAGACCGGCGCGGAGACCUCGCCGCCCGCCGGUUGGGUCACUGUCGCGGAGAACGGCGUGCGGUACGAGGUCGACCUGACGAAGGGACACAAAACGGGCUUUUACGUCGACCAGCGCGAUAAUCGCGCCGAGGUGAGAGCCUUGGGCGCGGGAAAGAAAAGGGUCCUCGACGUCUGCUGCUACACCGGAGGGUUCGCGAUCAACGCCGCGCUGGGCGGCGCCGCAGACGUGACCGGCGUGGACUCCUCGCCGCUCGCGCUGGACAUCGCGCGGAGGAACGCGGAUGUCAACGGCGUCGGGGCGCGGACCACGUUUGUCCAGUCGGAGGCUUUCAAGUACCUCGAUGACUUGGUCGCCGACUCGGGCAACCUCGGGACGUUCGACAUGAUCGUGCUGGACCCGCCGAAGCUGGCACCGAGCGUGAACGCGCUGGCAGGGGCGACGCGCAAGUACGUCAAGAUGAAUCAGGCGGCGAUGCGUCUGUUGAGACCCGGCGGGAUUCUGGUCACGUGCUCGUGCAGCGGAGCGGUGACGCAGCGGGAGUUGCUGCCGGCCAUCGUGACCGCCGCGGCCACCGCGGCGGGUCGCAGGGUGACGAUGCUGGGCAAGCCGAGGGGCGCGGGGGCGGACCAGCCGCUGGACCCGGCGUACCCGGAGGGGAGCUACCUCACCGUCGUCGUCUGUCGCGUG